UUAUUUACUCGCUUACUACAAGAAAAGUUUCAAGGACAUACUGGCAUCUUAUAUAAAUGAUAACACAUAUUAUAUCGUGUAAAUGAUAACACGUAUUAUACCGUGAUCUGAAAUAUAAUAACUUACAAAGGUUACACUUGUGAAGGUAAAUAGAAACCAUGGCCAACGAGUAUCUUAUAUCAAAAUGGAAAAUGUGGUUUACCUGGCUAGAUAUUAAUAAGGAUGGCAUACUGGACGCACAAGACAUCGAGUCGGAAAGGCAAAGGUUUGUUGAAUUGAACGAGUUCAGCACAGAACAAAUAAAUGCUGCCAUGGAGGUUUUUGCAAAAUGGUGGGAGGAAUUUAUUUUCUGUGGAAAAAGUGAGCUAUCAGAAGAAGCUUUGAUUAAAUCUUUCAAUGACGCCUUCAAAGCGAACAAAAAAAGAUUUAUAGAGAAAAUGCGCCGUUCUUUUCAAGUCGCUUAUAAUGUGGUUGAUAUUCAUAGUAAUCAAUGCAUAUCCGAGGAUGAAUUCAUAGUUGGUUUAAGGACGUCAGGACACGAAAAUAUUGAGCUCAAUCGAAGGUUCUUCCAGAUGUAUAAUCCAGUAGAUGGCCACAUUCCUGUAAAAGAACUAGUUGAGUCUUGGGUUCAGUUUACAACUUGUGAGGACAAAGAGAAACACGACAUCGUGAAAACAGCUUUUGAAUUAGGUGUUUGACGAUUUUACUUAACACAUCAAUUGACUUUAUUAAUAGUCUAUCUCUAGCAAUAUUUGAUAGUUUUUGCUAGGUGAUGAUGUCAUAAGGUAUGACUAUAUUAACACUGCUUUAUUCUAUUCUGGAUGUGCUUGAAAAUUCAACAUUAGGUGAACAUAACUGGAAAUGACAUAGCUGUUUUAAAUGAGUGAAUUUAAGUGUGCAAGACAAUUAUGUGCAUUUUCGUUCUUUGACAAGAUGUUACAAAUAGGGCACCGUUUAUUUAAACAAUAAUUAAAAAAGAUAAUUCAGAAAAUUGUUUUGUUUGUUUAUGUUCUUCUUAUUUUAUACAUUUAUGUAGGCAAAAAAGUAUGAAAGUCAAUAUAACCAGUUAUUAAAGUC
Molecule: messenger RNA, 1077 nt
Organism: Ruditapes philippinarum (Manila clam)
Lineage: Eukaryota; Metazoa; Mollusca; Bivalvia; Venerida; Veneridae
Product: sarcoplasmic calcium-binding protein-like
Exons: 3
Coding region: 159-698 (179 amino acids)
Source: RefSeq, a predicted model, not a curated record